Drosophila elegans is the source of this 2038-nucleotide messenger RNA. RefSeq names its product integumentary mucin C.1. The transcript has 3 exons. NCBI's taxonomy places the organism in Eukaryota, Metazoa, Arthropoda, Insecta, Diptera, Drosophilidae. The record is from RefSeq and is a predicted model, not a curated record. Bases 328 to 1665 code for a protein of 445 amino acids.
ACGGUUUAGUUCCUCGCCGCAAACAAAACUAGUCACAACAACGUGGAGCGGAAGCCAGCAGCCCCGAGUGAACCAGUUAAAAGCCAGAGAAAUAGUCUGAGGUAGACCUACACAGCAAAAAAGCGAUCACUUUCAACUCGAAAAAAAAAAGAGAGAGAGCGCGAGGCACCCAGAAAGCUUUUGAAGACAGGAGCAAGUUUUUCUGAGCCAAAGUGAACGUAGCUUUCGGCGAGUUGAAACCACACUCGAUUGAUUCAUUGCCACCGAGCCACUGAACCGCCUCGCAUUCCGCGAAUACCAAUAAAAAAUAAACAAAGUCUGCCGAAAAUGUUGCGAACCUUUGCCAUUCUGCUGCUGAUCGCAGUGGCGAUAAAUGCGAGAGCCGCUCCACAGAGAACCACCAUUUCGCCGGAUGAUGAAACCACCGAGGAGAUGGCGGAGCAGUCCACCUACAUGUCCGUGGAGGAGGGAACCAUCACGGUGGACGUCGAUGCGGAUGUGAUACUGACCACCAGUCCCGAGGGCGAAAGCUUCACCGAGGCCAGUCCCAUGGCCUUGACUGAGGAGCCACUUCCGGACUCGGUGUUGCAGCAGCUUGCGCUGGAGCGGGCCCAAGAGGAGCAGCUCAAGAAUCCCGAAAAGCUGGAGCUUAAGUCGGUAUCGGAAUCCGAUACUGAUACCCCAGUCACCACGGAGCCACCAAAUCCCAUGAAUACAACCAGCACUACCAAGCGCAGCUUUAAGUUUGGCGCAACCACACUGCCACCGAGUUUUGUAGCAACUACCAGUAGUCCAGAAACUAUCACCACUGUAAUGCCACUGGAGGGAUCAACCAGCCGUUUUUCCGAGACCGAAGAAACCACCGAAUAUGAGGCGGUUGUGACCAUGCGGAACUACUUCGAACGAGUGCCAGCAAAAAUGGAAGAGGUCGAUCUGGACAUGGCCGAGAACCGUAUGGAGACCACCACGAAUACACCACCACCCCAGGAGCCCAGGGAUCUGUCCAUGGUUGUGACCACCGAAGCCGCUUUGGCGGAGGAGAAUACGAAGUCCAGAAGUGAGGCAGAUCAGGAGGAGGAACCUAUGGAAACCACCGUGGUGCCGAUCUACCAGCUUUUCAAAAAUGCAGCUCCUAAAGUCACAGCACAGCAGCCUGAACUUACCACUGAGUUGCCAAAGACAAGUGAAGGAGUAACCACCACAGAGUCUGCGAUGGAGGAAACCACAGAAGUGCCGCUGGUCUCGCUGGUUUCAUCUACAGCAGCCCCCGAAACCAGCACAGAGGCUGUGGAAACCACUUCUCCAACUCCAAGCACCACCACGGCAACAACCACAACCACUGAGGCUGUUCUGCUGACCACCAAGGUGGAUAUGCUGCUCAAUGUUCAACCAGAGACGACCACGAGUGCUCCGGAGGAGACAACCACCAGUGCUCCAACCACAACGAGUACCACUGGUUAUCCAAGUACCACAAGUACUACUAGUACCACUAGCACCACUAGCACCACUCCAGCCACCACAACCACCACAACAACCACAACCACCACAACCACUACAGAGCGUCCCAUUCAGACGCGUGCUCCGCGGGUAGAGCGGAUCUUCAACUCGGACGGAGUGGAGGUGCUCUACGGCUACUCUUCGGUGGUGCGGACCAACCGCUCGUGAGUGGCUCGGGUGGCGGGGCCACCGAGAGGAACGCGACCUUGUCAAGGUCGGACAACUUGCCAUAAUGCGGAGACGUGGAGUGGGAGACAUUGAGCGAUUGAUGCUCGGUUUGUUUUAGGCAAUUUUCAAUUCUAAACGAGUUAUAAACAAAGAUAUUUAAAUUUCGUUCGACGGUCCCCAGCACAGUGUGAUAAACCAAAAAGCCAACGCUUCGUAAAAUGAUAUCGAUACAGAUACAAAUCCGCAAAGACGUGAAAACAAAUCAAAUAUAAUAUUGUGCAAAAUUGUGUACGGUCUGCCAAAUGACAAAAAUGAAGAGAGAAAUGCUGAAGACAAACGAUUUUAUAAAUUAUAAAUAAAACAUGAACACCCA